Molecule: messenger RNA, 2070 nt
Organism: Rhopalosiphum maidis (corn leaf aphid)
Lineage: Eukaryota; Metazoa; Arthropoda; Insecta; Hemiptera; Aphididae
Product: cytochrome P450 6k1-like
Exons: 4
Coding region: 95-1636 (513 amino acids)
Molecular function (GO): heme binding; oxidoreductase activity, acting on paired donors, with incorporation or reduction of molecular oxygen; iron ion binding
Source: RefSeq, a predicted model, not a curated record
UCGUCAGUACUCGUUUGAACUUCCACACGCUAAGACUACGGCUGUCUUAUAUUUUGUCGAUAAACGGUCGAAUCGGUGACUCGACAAGUCGAUCAUGUUAUCUUUUCUCGCCGACUUGUUGUUCGACAACGUCACCUAUAUUAGCUUAAUUUCCGUGUUCGCGGCCAUCUACUACUAUUCCACUUCGACGUACGAUAAAUGGCGGAAAUUGAACAUCCCGUACGUACCGCCCGUGCCGUUGUUCGGCAACGCGUUCAAAAUGUUGACGAGACUCGAACAUCCGAUUGACAUGUUCGAAAGGAUGUACUACCUAUUUCCGGACGCCAAACUGUUCGGGUACUACCAAAUGAGAAAUUCGAUGCUAAUGGUCCGCGACCCGGAGCUGAUCAACACGAUACUGGUGAAGGACUUUUCGUACUUCACCGACCACGGUAUAGACCUGGACCCGUCCAUGUCCGUGUUGGCCAGCAGUCUGUUUUUCUCCAACGGCCAGAGAUGGCGGACGAUGCGCCAGAAGCUGAGUCCGGGCUUCACGUCCGGCAAGCUGAAGGACACAUACUGCCAGAUCAACGAGUGCAGCGACGAAAUGGUGUCCGGCAUCGUCGAGACGCUCGAGAAAACCGACCGACUGGACGUGAAAACGAUGACUGGAGGUUUUUCCACGGACGUGAUCGGUACGUGCGCGUUCGGCCUGAAGCUGGACGCGAUUAAGAACGACGACUCGAAGUUCCGCCGGUACACCAAGAUGAUUUUCCAGAGCACCCCGAAGCAACUAAUCAUACAGAUGCUGAUGAUGACCUGUCCUCGAGUGAUGAAACUAUUUAAAAUUAAAAUGUUUUCGGAAGAGGCUACCAAAUUUUUCUAUGACGUGUUCACCGACGUCAUCAAGUACCGCGAAGAGCACGACGUGGUCCGAAACGAUUUAACACAGACCCUUAUGGAGGCACGUAAAGAGCUAGUGUUGAAGGAGAACUCGACCGUCGAAGACAAAUUCACCGAUGAUGAUAUAAUCGCUAACGCUAUUCUCAUGUUCACUGCCGGUUCGGAAACCGUAUCGUCUAUGCUAUCUUUUUGCCUGUACGAAUUGGCGCUGAACAAAGAAAUCCAAGACAAAUUACGUGCGGAAAUAUGGUCGGCGAAAGCAAAACACGACGGACAGUUGAACAACGAUUAUUUGAUGGAUCUCCAUUACACCAACAUGGUGUUGGAAGAAACCGCUCGCAAGUACUCCAUUGCGUUUAGCGUAAUGAGAGUGGCUACAAAAACUUACGCUCUGCCCGACGAAUCGUUUGUUAUCGAAAAAGGACAAAAGAUUAUUAUACCGAUGUUCAGCAUACAUCGUGAUCCAAAAUACUAUCCCGACCCGAUGAAAUUCGAUCCGGAACGAUUUUCUACGGAACAAAAAUCGCAACGACCCAAUGGCACUUACUUGCCGUUCGGUGACGGGCCUCGUCUGUGCAUAGGCAAACGGUUUGCGGAAUCAGAGAUGAAAUUGGCCCUGUCAAACGUAUUGUCAAAGUUCGAAGUUUUGCCGUGUGAACAAACUGAAAUUCCCGUCGACAUAAGAAGCGGAUCGGGAUUUAUUACACCGAAAAACGGAAUUGUCUUAAAAUUUAGACCGAUCAUUGAACACUGAAUUUGAAUUAUAUUAUUAUUUUGUACUCUCAGUCUCAUAAAAUAAUAAUAUUUAUUAUCAUAUUUCUAAAUACAUGUGUGUAUAGUGUAUGUGCACGUUAUGUGUGUGUUUUGUGUUAACGAGGUAUCAAUGAUGCCAUCUUGAAGAUUCCGGCAUAACUAACAAUACGUUUAUUACGUAUCUACUGCACAGAGCUAACGUUAAUAUAUUACCAGUAAUAAAUAAAAUAAUAAUAAUAAGUAAUAACAAUUAUAACCACACAUCGCGUGUCAUCGUAAUGUAUUAGGUACCUAUGUAUUGUUACAUAUUAUUAUUUUGUCGAUAUUUCAAAUUAUUCCAUUCACACUUAUAUUAGAAAUGUUUCCUUUAAAACUUGUUUGAUAUUUUUAUGUCAUAAUUAUUAUUUUUAUUGUAUCAGUUGUAUUUAUUAAUAG